This is a messenger RNA of Aspergillus mulundensis, 1581 nucleotides long. RefSeq names its product cytochrome P450. Gene Ontology annotation, molecular function: monooxygenase activity; oxidoreductase activity, acting on paired donors, with incorporation or reduction of molecular oxygen; iron ion binding. The record is from RefSeq and is a predicted model, not a curated record. Lineage: Eukaryota; Fungi; Ascomycota; Eurotiomycetes; Eurotiales; Aspergillaceae. The transcript is spliced from 3 exons. Bases 1 to 1581 code for a protein of 526 amino acids.
AUGAUGAAUCUUAAUACGGACUUCUCCUCUACAGCCAAAAGCGUCGCCAUUCCGCUGUUUAUCGCACUGGGUAUCUGCUACGCCACCAGCCUCGUCCUCUACCGCCUCUAUCUAAGCCCGCUGUCGAAAUUCCCUGGCCCGCGCGUCGCCGCCGCAACUGGCUGGUACGAGGCGUACUUCGAGCUUGUCCACAAGGGCGGCGGACGUUUCCUCUUUGAGAUCCGACGGAUGCAUGAGGUCUACGCUCGCAUCCCAGGCCCCAUCGUCCGCAUCAACCCCUACGAACUACACAUCGCCGACCCAGCCUACUACAGCACCCUCUACACCUCCACCCUGAACCUCGACAAAGCAUCCCACAUCCAGCACCGCUUCAACGCCCCAACCGCCGCCUUCUCAACGCCCCAACAUGCACUGCACAAACGCCGCCGCGCCGCGAUAUCCCCGUUCUUCGCGAAGCGCCGCAUAGACGAGCAAGCGCCCAUGAUCAAUUCACAUGUCGACGUAAUCUGUCGGCGUUUGAACGAGGAAUACGCAAGCACAGACAAAGUGCUCUGCGUCAACGAGCUGUACGGCAGCUACGUGACGGAUGUGAUCAUGACGUAUGCGUUCAACCGGUGUCCGCGGUUCCUGGAGGAGGAGGAAUUCAUCUCUGCGUUUGGGAAGAGCAUCCAGGGCCUCAAGGAGUUCGUGCACUGGGCGCAGCAGUUCCCUUUCCUCCCGCGGAUUUUGGGUAUCGUGCCGCCAGCCCUUAUGGGCGCGCUGUUCCCGGCUAUGCGCGCGAGUCUGGUGUUUCAGGAGGAAAUGCGCACGCAAGCCCAAACCGUCCUCUCCGGCCACGGCCAAAAGGGCACCAUCUUCGCGGACCUACUAGCCUCCGACCUCCCAGAAGCAGAACUCACCCUCCCCCGCCUAAAAGACGAAGCAAUGAGCAUCGUCGGCGCGGGGAUCGAAACAACGAAGACCGCAAGCGUCGUGACGACCUUCCACAUCCUGCACACCCCGCGCAUCCUACAUAAACUGCAGGCCGAGCUGGACGCCGCGAUCCCGGACCCCGCUGCCCCGCCGCCUCUAGGCGUCCUAGAAAAGUUGCCUUUCCUCGCCGCUUGUAUCCAGGAGGGGAUUCGACUGGGCUAUGGCGCGACGGGGCGCUCGCCGAGGAUCUCGCGGGGCGAUCCGCUGACGUAUGGAGGUGGGGGUGGGGCUUGGGUUAUCCCCGCCGGUGUCAUGGUUAGCAUGGAUAGCUACCACAUGCAUCAUGACGAGAGUGUGUUCCAUGAUAGUCACGCGUUUGUGCCGGAGCGGUGGCUGGAUGGGGCGCGCGGGCCAGGGCCGGAUGGGAAUGGGCGGGGCAGGCUGAAUCGGUACCUGGCGUCGUUUGGUCGCGGGACGCGCAUGUGUGUUGGGGUUAACCUGGCGUAUGCGGAGAUUACGAUUGUGCUGGCGAGGCUGUUUCGCGGGUUCGAGAUGGAGCUGUAUCACACUAGCAGGAGGGAUGUGGACUGUUAUCGGGAUUUGGUGGGGAUGGAGGUUGUUAGGGGGAGUCGGGGGGUCAGAGUUAGGGUUUUGAAGACGAGGAAGUGA